AGGACCUUCGCUUUUCAUCUAAUUUUUACCAUACCGUUACUAUAUGAAAUUCGUGCAAGAAGAAGAACUCAUUCAUCUAUUUGUAUUUCCAUUACAGACGAGGAAAGCAAAUGAACGGGUUAUCAUGCCUACUGCCGCAACACCCUGUAUGAUCUGGCAGGCCCAGUACAAUUCGAUUUUAAUAACGGAGCGCAAGCUCUGACUUUGUAAGAUAUGCAUCUUGACGACGACGACAUUAUCAGGAAGCGAUAGACAUAAGCUCAGUAAAUUCAAAAAUGACGAGUCCCAGCCGAGAUCCCGUUCCCUAUGACGACGCCUGGAAGCGCUCCGCGCUAGAAGAUUUUCGUACUUUUCUGAAGAUCCGGACCAUUUCGCAGGAGGGACCCCACACCGGCGCCUACCGCGAGGGCGUGGCAUUCCUGAAAAGUGUGGUGGAGCGUCGUCUGUGUUCGCUUCGACCGGAUAUUGAAAUCUUUGUCGAAGAAUUCGUCGAGAAAAAACCGCUGCUCUUCGUGCACAUACCCGGUGCUCCUGCUGGCGAUACGAUUUCAACCGGGAACAAAAGCCGGGAAGCUGGAGGGGAAGUAGAAGUAGGCGACGCGCACCAGCAAGAAGAAUGCCACUCGAAUAAGGUACGCGUACAAGCCGAGCAGGACCUCCCCAUAACCGUCGACGAGGGGACCUAUCAACCGGACAUUCUGCUGCUAAACUCGCAUUACGAUGUGGUGCCUGCGAUGGAGGACAAGUGGGAUGUGGACCCCUUCGGCGCUGUCGUCGUGGACGACGAAAAACUCUAUGGCCGCGGAACGCAAGACAUGAAGUGCGUUUGCAUCCAGUACGUUUUGGCCCUGGAAAAGAUCCUGCGGAGUGUACGAGCUACUAGUAGUUCUGCAGAAGCAGUAGACCACCACGCGGCGUCAAAGUCAAACAGUGAUGAAAUAGAAAAUGACUAUAGAAGAAAAAAAGAACGGCUUCGUCCCAUCUGGCUGUCGUUUGUACCCGACGAGGAGAUCGGGGGCAAGGACGGAAUGCACGCGUUUCUGUGCUCGACCUUUUACAAAAACCACUUUACUGCUGUGACUACAACCGGCAAGGUUCGGUCGCGCGUGGCGUUGGGGCUGGACGAGGGCCUCGCCAAUGAGACCGACAAUUUUACGGUGUUUUUCGGCGAACGCAACCCGUGGUGGAUAAUGGUGAAGGCCACGGGCCCCACCGGCCACGGCAGCCGCUUUAUCCGCGACACGGCGGCCCAGAAACUGAUCACCCUGGCGAAUAAGGCGUUGCAAUUUCGCAUCGAGGAGGAGCGCAAGCUGGCGUACGCCCCGGUGGACCCGGACACCGGGGAGUGCGGCUGCAAGCACGCCCAGGCGAAGAAGCUGGGAGACGUGACCACGCUGAACCUUACCAUGCUGAAAGCGGGCGUGGAAACCAGUCCCGGGGUGUACGCCCUGAACGUGAUCCCCGUCGAGGCCAGCGCGGGAUUCGACGUGCGCAUCAGUCCCCUGCUGAAGGUGGCGGACUUUCGCGCCCUGUUGGACUCCUGGGUGGCCGAGUUCGACGGAACCGUCACGUGGUCCUUUGCGCCCGGCACGGUCCCGGCGGACGAGCACUUUUUGACGCCCGUCACUGCGCGCCCGGAUUUGUUUGGCGAGCAGGAUGAGGAAGAACAAGGUGAGGACAGUAGUUUCUAUUGCGAGGAGGCGCCGGACCUACACCCGCCGUCCGAGCGACAGGCGCGACUGGACCAGAACCGGCACAAGCGGCAGAGUCUACACUGGUGGCGCGUAUUUUCCAAAACACUGAACACCUUGGGCUACCUAUCAAGCGAAAAACAUUUCUGAGUACAUAUUUCUGUCAUCUCUACGCUCCUCGCUGGUAGUAUGUUGAGGUUCUUUUCAAGUUGCUAUUCCUGCAGCAACGUCGCAAGGUAGGACCACAUGCGUUUGAUCCGCGGCAAGUAGGAUGCUCACCAAGAGUCUAGGUCAUCGGAUGCAUGUACAUACUUUUAAGUAAGAGGACCUAUGUGUGUCCGGUUUUUCAGGCGCAUGAACAAGUGCAUGUCAUCCAAGGCCGAAUAGAUUGAGCCGGUGAUGAUGACGCACUGUCGAUCAUGUCGGUAUAUCUGAACGCGCGUGAAGUAAGUAUAGUACUUACAUUGAAACUCAAACUUUUUACGCGGAUAGAGAAAGGAAGUGUUUUCCGCUUGAUGCUGCGAACUAGAUGCCGAGGUUUUUCCAGCCGCAACAGACAGCCGCUUUCUGCGCCAAUUGAGAAUACCGGCCUUUGGUUUUUCACCGAUGCGACGGUGCCCCAUUCUACUCCACGAGCACAACGAAUACAUACCUGUCAGCUGCUUCUGGGAAGGCGUCGGGGUGUACGAAAGCCUGUUGCGGGAACUUGCCGUCGUGCCCGAGACUGGCGAUAACGGCCUGCCUGCUUGAAUGAAGAGAGAAAGAUACCACUGGUGUUGCUUGGAUAUAAAGGGAGACGCAGGAGCGCGCACGACAACUGAAGGUUUGAUGCAGCUCGGUAUUUUGUUAUCUUGCACUCUGUCUCAUGGAAACGCCCUCUACGCGCUGUCUGGCAUGCAAUUUCCUGUGGAAGCGAGUGACAGUCAGGAGUGAACGUACCACUUAUUAGAUCUGUCUAGAUAGAAAUGUUCGAAGAGAAAUUAAAGCAGGCCAUUACAUAUAAAGUUAAAGUAUUGGAAUGAGUUCGAUAA
Messenger RNA from Amoebophrya sp. A120, 2722 nucleotides. NCBI's taxonomy places the organism in Eukaryota, Dinophyceae, Syndiniales, Amoebophryaceae. The record is from the annotation of a GenBank genome assembly.